AUGGGAGAUCAAUCGGUCACUAGGGCAGAAUUUGAAGGUUUUGCUGCAACCCUCAAAGCUUUGUCAGAUCAGAUGACGGCUUUGUCGACUAAAGUUGACGAAAGCACCAACAACAACAACAUAAACGGCGACCACAACAGAAACAUUAACAACCGAAACAACAACCGCCAAAACAACAACAACCGCAACAACAGGGGAGGAGGACCGACUCCAGAUAUUAGGGUUCGUUACGUCAACGACCCUUCUGAUGAUAAUUCGAGUUUUGAUGAAGAGGAAGUCGUGAUCGAUGAUGAGAGUGAACGUGGGAAUCACCAAGAUUACCGUGUUAAGGCUGAUAUUCCCCUAUUUCACGGAAUGAUGGGAGUAGAAGAAUUCUUGGACUGGCAGAUCGAUGUUGAUAGAUUUUUCGAGGUCAUGGACGUCCCGACAGACAAGCAGGUUAAGAUGGUUGCGAUCAGAUUGAAAAGUACCGCAGCUGUUUGGUGGGACAGGCUCGUUGUUCAGAGGCGUAGGCAAAAUAAACACCCUAUUCGAACUUGGAGAAAGAUGAAACAGUUGAUGCUUGACAGAUUUUUACCUGAAGAUUAUGAACAGAUUCUAUAUAAGAUGUAUAUUGAAUGUGUUCAGGGCAAGCGAUCAGUGACUGAGUACACGGCUGAAUUUUUGCGUUUUUCUGAACGUAACGAAUUAGGCGAGUCCGAGAAUCAGAAGGUGGCUCGUUAUAUUAGUGGUUUGAAAAGUUCAUUGCAAGAGAAGAUGGAAUUACAGACUGUUUGUACCGUUGCUGAAGCGUCCAACCUAGCUUUAAAGGCGGAAUUAAUAGAGAAAUCCCCCAUAAAUUUCUCAAAUUUCAGAAGAUAUUCUCCACAGAACCAAGCUGAUGACAAAGAGAAAAGUGCAGCAGUCAAAGAUUCAAACCAUGCUAGCAAAGCAAGCAGUUCUGGCAGUGCACCUCCAGUCAAGGCCCCUGUCCAAAAGCAGAACAACCCAUAUGCGUAUCCUGGUGGUGAUAAUUGUUACCGUUGCGGUGGAAAGGGUCACAAGUCCAAUGUUUGUCCAUCAAGGAGGGUUGCUGGAGUAGCAGAAGGUUUGGAUGAUGAUAAUGAGCAACUUGAUGAGGAAGAUGAAUACAUAGGAGUUGAGUUUGCUGAGGAAGAUUCUGAAGAGAGAGUGAACUUUGUGCUUCAGCGAUUGUUGCUAGCAUCCAAAGAGGAAGGCCAACGCAAAAAUUUAUUUAAGACUCGUUGUUCCGUCAAUAACAAAGUAUGUGACCUGAUAAUUGAUAAUGGAAGCACGGAGAACUUGGUGUCAAAAAAAUUGGUGGAUUAUUUCAAGCUGCCCACGGAGCCUCAUGAGAAGCCAUACUCACUUGGCUGGGUCAGCAAGGGAUCCCAGGUACGAGUGACGCUGUCCUGCAAAGUUCCUAUAUCCAUCGGCAAACAUUAUAAAGAAGAGGUACUUUGUGAUGUUCUUGAUAUGGAUGUUUGUCAUAUUUUACUUGGUAGACCUUGGCAGUUUGAUAAUGAUAUUACUUAUCGGGGACGGGAUAAUGUGAUGUUGUUUACUUGGGGAACUUAUAAGAUUGCUAUGACACCUGUUUUACAAUUUGAUAAGAACCCGAAAGAGAAGAAAACGAGUUUCCUAGUGAUGACUCAGAAUGAAAAGGAACUUGAUGAUGCCGUUAAGGAAACUGAGUGUUUUUAUCCGGUUGUGAUCAAAGGACUGAUGAACGUUGUGAAAGAAGAGAUUUUGAUACCAGGUGAAGUCUUAGAAAUUCUAAAAGAUUUCAAUGAGUUGAUUGCAGAUGAGCUUCCAAAUGAUUUACCUCCCAUGAGAGACAUUCAACAUCAGAUAAACUUGAUUCCAGGAUCUAGUCUACCAAACCUUCCUCAUUACUGCAUGAGUCCUAAAGAGAAUGAGAUUUUAAGGGAGCAGAUUGAGGAUUUACUAAGAAAGGGAUUCAUCCGUGAGAGCAUGAGUCCUUGUGCUGUUCCAGUCCUUUUAGUACCAAAGAAAGGAAAUCAGUGGAGGAUGUGUGUCGACAGUAGAGCCAUCAACAAGAUAACUAUCAAGUAUCGGUUUCCAAUUCCCCGUUUAGAAGACAUGCUUGAUGAGUUGUCAGGGUCUAAGGUGUUUUCGAAAAUAGACCUGCGUAGUGGAUAUCAUCAGAUCAGAAUUAGACCUGGAGAUGAGUGGAAGACAGCUUUCAAGAGUAAGGAUGAACUUUAUGAAUGGCUAGUGAUGCCUUUCGGUUUGUCAAACGUGAUAAGUGCUCAAAACACCUUCAUGAGAUUAAUGAAUCAGGUUCUACGCCCCUUUAUUGGAUCCUUUGUAGUAGUUUAUUUUGAUGAUAUUCUUAUUUAUAGUAAGUCCAAGAAAGAGCACUUGGAACAUGUGAGGUUGGUUUUGCAAGUUUUACAAGAUAAUCAGCUGUACAUUAAUUUGAAAAAGUGCACAUUCAGUACCAACAGGUUACUUUUCUUGGGGUUUAUAGUUGGUGAAGAAGGAAUCCAGGUUGAUGAGGAAAAGGUGAGGGCUAUCAGAGAUUGGCCUGCACCCACAUCAGUUACUGAAGUACGUAGUUUUCACGGGCUGGCCACUUUUUAUAGAAGAUUUAUCAGAGAUUUCAGCACUAUCACUGCACCAAUCACAGAGUGUUUGAAGAAAGGAAAAUUCAAGUGGGGUUCCGAGCAAGAUCAGAGUUUUGCCUUAAUAAAAAAGAAGUUGUGCACCGCCCCAGUCUUAGCUCUUCCUGAUUUUGAAAAGGUGUUCCAAGUUGAAUGUGAUGCUAGUGGAAUUGGAAUAGGAGCUGUUUUAUCUCAAGAGAAGAAGCCAAUUGCUUUCUUUAGUGAGAAGUUGAGUGAAGCUCGCCAAAAAUGGAGUACUUAUGACCAAGAAUUUUACGCCGUUUUCAGAGCCCUUCGCCAAUGGGAGCAUUAUCUGAUUCAUAGAGAGUUCAUUCUGUUUACUGAUCAUCAAGCUCUAAAAUUUCUCCAUAGUCAGAAAGUAAUUAACAAGAUGCACGCUCGGUGGGUGAGUUUUCUGCAAAAGUUCCCUUUUAUUAUUCAGCAUAAAUCCGGUGCUCUUAACAAGGUAGCUGAUGCUUUAAGUAGGAGAGCUUCUUUGCUUGUCACCUUAGCACAAGAGGUUGUGGGUUUUGAAUGUCUGAAGGAAUUGUAUGAGAGUGAUGCUGAGUUCAAAGAAUUGUUUGCCAAAUGCAAGGAGCGUCCUUGUGCAGAUUUUCAUAUUCGAGAAGGAUACCUUUUUAAAGGAGACCAACUGUGCAUUCCUUGCUCAUCCUUAAGGGAGAAAUUAAUUAGGGACCUACAUAGUGGCGGUCUUAGUGGACACAUGGGGCGAGAUAAGACCAUUGUUAGUCUAGAAGAGAGGUUUUAUUGGCCACACUUGAGAAAAGAUGUUGGAACCAUUGUCAAGAAAUGCUACACUUGCCAAGUUUCUAAAGGUCAGUCGCAGAACACUGGUCUUUACAUGCCUUUACCGAUUCCUGAUGACAUUUGGCAGGAUUUAUCUAUGGAUUUCGUGUUGGGUUUGCCUCGUACCCAGCGAGGUGUGGAUUCUGUGUUUGUAGUUGUGGACCGAUUCUCCAAGAUGUCCCAUUUCAUUGCUUGCAAGAGGACUGCGGAUGCAUCCAACAUAGCCAAACUGUUUUUCAGAGAGGUUGUGCGCCUUCAUGGGGUUCCUACAUCUAUUACCUCUGACAGAGACACUAAAUUCCUCAGUCAUUUCUGGAUUACUCUGUGGAAAUUAUUUGGAACAUCACUGAACAGGAGUUCUACUGCUCACCCCCAGACUGAUGGACAAACUGAGGUCACGAACAGGACUUUGGGAAAUAUGAUUCGCUGUGUUUGUGGUGACAAACCGAAACAAUGGGACUUGGCUUUACCUCAGGUUGAAUUUGCUUAUAACAGCACUGUGCAUUCUGCUACCGGAAAAACACCUUUUGCACUUGUUUACACUUCUGUCCCUAGGCAUGUCGUUGAUUUGAUUAAGUUGCCUAAAGCUCAUGGAGUUAGCGUAGCUGCUGAAAAGAUGGCUGAAGAGAUUAUGACUGUCAAAGAUUCUGUCAAGGCCAAGUUAGAAGCUACCGGGUUGAAAAAUAAAGUUGCUGCAGAUAAACGGCGAAGAGUCAAGGUUUUCAAUGUGGGGGAUGAUGUGAUGGUGUUUCUGCGAAAAGAGAGAUUUCCCGUUGGUACCUACGGUAAGCUACAGCCCCGCAAGUAUGGUCCAUUCAAAGUGACUCGCAAGAUCAAUGAUAAUGCAUAUGUGGUAGCACUUCCAGAUUCUAUGAACAUUUCCAACACUUUCAAUGUGGCAGACAUUCAUGAAUACCAUGCAGAUGAAGUCCUUUAUCAAGAUGAGAACUCGGGGUCGAGUUCUUCAGAGGUGGAGGAGACUGAUGUAGGAGGGCUUCCUUAG
This is a messenger RNA of Medicago truncatula (barrel medic), 4437 nucleotides long. Its product is annotated as transposon Tf2-1 polyprotein. Bases 1 to 4437 code for a protein of 1478 amino acids. The record is from RefSeq and is a predicted model, not a curated record. Lineage: Eukaryota; Viridiplantae; Streptophyta; Magnoliopsida; Fabales; Fabaceae. Gene Ontology annotation, molecular function: nucleic acid binding; zinc ion binding. The transcript has 2 exons. Gene Ontology annotation, biological process: DNA integration.